Vicia villosa (hairy vetch) is the source of this 450-nucleotide messenger RNA. Its product is annotated as probable E3 ubiquitin-protein ligase RHB1A. The transcript has 4 exons. Gene Ontology annotation, molecular function: ubiquitin-protein transferase activity. Bases 1 to 450 code for a protein of 149 amino acids. Lineage: Eukaryota; Viridiplantae; Streptophyta; Magnoliopsida; Fabales; Fabaceae. The record is from RefSeq and is a predicted model, not a curated record.
AUGGGUUGCUUAUGCAGUUGUUUAAGAGCUUCGACUCCUCCUCGUCGGAGAAAUAGAGACCAGACUCCGCCGCCUUCACGGAGUACUACUCCUUCUUAUUAUGGAAAUAGAGAUUUUAACUCUAAUUUUACCUACUCUUAUAGGCAUAGAGGAUCAACUUCUGCACCAUUUCCAUUAGCAAAGAAUCCUGCUGCUCCUGAGCUACUAGAACCUAAUUUCGCCGAUUCCACUUCCAUAGAUUGGUCAGAUGAAUCUAAAUCAUCCGAAGGAAUUUCAUGUCCUAUAUGUUUUGAAGGGUAUACUAUUGAAAAUCCUAUGAUUACUAUAGAGUGCAGUCACCAUUAUCACCUUAGCUGUAUAUAUGAAUGGAUGAAUAAGAGUGAUACUUGUCCAGCUUGUAGACGGGUGAUAAUCUUUGACAAUCCUGAAUUGCACGAGUUCAGAUAUUGA